UUUUGAUAAUUUUCCAAAAAAAACAAUAACUUCGUUAAGCCAGUCACAGUUUUUGGCGUAUGUGAAGAAAUGUAAAACCUUGUCGGAUAGUAUAAAUUAAGUGAAUGUAAACGUAUGGAGACAGGAAUCAUCUUCUACGAGCAGAACCAUGUGAUUUUCCUCAGUCACUUUAUCGUAUCAUAUAUGACCCAUAUAAAAAUUAAAGUCAUUGACUCUCACUAAGUCCAUUAUUCUCCCAUGCACAAUCAUCGCUAGGCCCUGUCUCCUAUCUACGAUAACUUACACUCAACACACAUAUUGACAUAUAUAGAUGUUUUAUUCGUAAGUUCAUUAUCCCUACAACAAAUUACAGAACUUACCCAUGUGAACUUGUAUUUGUAUUAUAGCUAAUCCGUUUGAACCGCAAGCUGAUUUAUGUUUUUUUUUUACUAACAAGCUGCUUUAUGUUUAUAUGUCAAUUAAAUCUUUAGCUUGGAGAUCGUUAGAUUCAGCUCUAAAUGUAAAAUAGUAAUCCACAUAAUUAAUUAACUAUACAAAACUCAAAAUACAUACAACGGUUAGUAGAUCCGCCACAUAGUAUUAUCAAACACUGACCCAGGUUUAAGAAACAAUAACCCAAACUACUCGUAACGUUUAGCAAAAGAAAUAAAAUAAGAAACUACUCAUAACGCGACACGUCAAUUAUAUCAUAUAAUACUAUAUAUGUAUGAAAAUUGCGUGAAUGUAUCCUAGAUGGCACGCAUCCCAAACCCUAUAUAAAUAAUGUGUGUAAGUAUGUCCAAAUAUAUUGAAGCACCCAAGUUCCUAAGCGAGGUGGAAACACAAGAUCCCACAAAAUCCGUUAAUGUCUUGUGACUCACAGCCAACACAAAUAGGUCACUACAUUAAAUAAACUAUAUAUAACUAUGCCUAACAAGGUCGCUGACAUGCAUUUCCACCGAGAAGAAGAAGAAGAUGCUGGAGCGAUCAGGAGAUCAUCCUCAAGAACACCGAGAGGGCAUUUCGUGGUUUACGUUGGUACGAAGUUGGAAAGAUUUGUGGUCCCCACAAGGUUUCUGAAGAGCCCUUCGUUUCAGAAUCUUCUAGAAAAGGCUGCCGAGGAGUUCGGUUACGCGGAGGCUCACCCUAAUAAGAUUGUCUUGCCCUGUGAUGUCUCUACUUUCCGAAGUCUCGUCAUGUUCCUGACUUCUCAUGACAAGUAACACAUAUAUCUGAUGUGUUAUAAUUUAAAUAGUCUUGUACUAUUGGAUCUUAAUUAAUCUGCGAGUGUAAGUUCUUUGUUUAUCAUAUGUUGAACAUUAUCUUAACGCGCUUUUGAUUUCCAACCUAACACUACGUAAAACUUAAGUACGUAUUGUAUACGAAACAUAAAACUCAAAAACUAAAAUCAAAUAAUGGAUGAAUUCUUAAUAUUUUCAUUACCACGGUUUACAGAAAGAAAAUCUUAGCAGGUGGAAAAUUUAAAGAACCCUGAAGGUUAUGGCUCUGCCUUAUAUACAAAUAUCUAAACCUAAUUGGAGAUCUAAGGGCAACAUUAUCGCAACGUCCCAGCUGGUCCUUAAGGGCAGGGAACCCACAAAAACACCAGGACCGAGGGGAAAAGUCGUUAUAUAAGCAACGUCCCAGUUCGUCCUUCGUCCUUCGUUCUUUGAUAUCUCUUGCGUCCUUUGCUUUUUUUAUUUUAAGGACUUAAAAUUGUCCUAGCGAUAAUGAUGGCCUAAUAGUGAUACCAAAAUAUACAGAUAACUACUAGUACCUAAAUACCCAAUAAGAAGUAAUCAGUUUUCAGAUAUGCUUAUAUCUCAACAUCCUUUUUGAAAUUGGAAUGUGUAGAUAAAAAUCAACCAACUUUAGAAAAGUACAUCAAACUCUUUUUCAUCUAAAUCCUUCAUAGAUCAUAAGCAGGUCUCAAAAAUCACCCCGUAGUCUCAUAAACAAUGAUAAGCAAGUCAAAAAGGAAGCAUCCAAACAUACAAACAUUUGUUACACAUGGAAAGUACCAAAAGACUUUACAUCUACAGAAAUCCGGCCCAAGUCUCAUAAAGAAUGAUAAGCAAGUCAAAAAAGAAGCAUCCAAACAUACAAACAUUUGUUAACUCUAAUCAUAUAGGGUGCAAUUAAUGGAGUGUGAAUUAACUGCAAACGGACAUCAAAAAGAUUAGCUACAAAUGUUGGUGGCUGAAAUUAAAACAACUAGGCAAAAUAGGAAAGCAUAGGCUUCUUUAAGAAAAGUUAUAAGAAUAAUUGCAGAUAACAUGCAACAAACACGAUAUAAUAUAUUUAUGGUUUUAUAUAUGGUCUAGGACUCAGAAUAUAAUCUUAUAAUUAUAGCAGCAAUAGUUAAAUGUAUUGGUUUGUUAGAUAUAGCAAAUCAAUACAUUUAUUACACCAAAAAAAUCAAUACAUUUAUCUUUUGUUGUUUAUUGUAAGAUAUAUGCAUUAGUCCACCAAGUUCUAACAAAUUUCACCAAAAUUUGCAACUUAGUUUUCGUUAGUCAUGACGCUUGACCAAAUGCUGAUUCAAGUUAUCCAAAUCUCAUAGGUCGAUGCUUAGAAAAAUCAUCUUUUCAGUACAACUACCUCAGUAUAAAUAGUAGAACUCGAUACAACUACUACAGUAGAAUUAGUAGAACGUGGUACAACUACCAGACUAGAACUUGAUACAAUUUUUUAAAAAAUUUGCAUUUUCAAAUUUUUUAAAAUUUCAUUUAAAAAAAAAUAUUAAUUUGGAAAGUCAACAAGGGUAAAAAUCGGGUUUCCAUGUUUUCAUUAAAAGGUGAAGGGCAUUCAGAUUACUUAAGGAUAUAAUGGAUUUCUUUUUUCUAUAUAAGGGUAUAUGAGAUGAUGGCUCGUGUAUUUGCCUAGCUUUAAUCACUCGUAACCUAGGGUUCGCGUUUCUCCAGUGUACCAGAAUAACCCGUAGUCCCUGAUGCCUUUCGGGAAUGGAAAGAAUAUUUAUGUUUAACUAUUUUUAUGAAAAAAAACCAAAAAAAAUAACAAUUUGUGAGACCGUCACUCGAGUGAUGUAUGAUAGUCAUUGUGAAAUCUUCUCCCUUCUCUCAUCAAACCUCCAUUUUUGAAGCUUGUUCUCCGACUCCGGUUUCUCUCUUAGAGUCGGAGUCGGGUUUAGUUGCCAUGGAUCAUCUCUUUUUGGGGUUUAAUUGGUUUAGAUCUUCAGUUUUAAUCCAUUUUUUCUCUCAACGAGUUUAGAUCUUGAUCUAUAUUCUCGUUUUACCGGAGGGAAAGAGGGCUUUUGAUAAUCUGUUAUGGUUUUAUUUUGUUACUGAUUUGCAUGCCUUUUAAUUGGGCUGGUGGUUCUGGGUUGUGAUUUGAAACUGUGGGCUUAUCGAUUGAUUUUGCAUUUCUUCGAGUUCUCCUUGAGUCUUUUCCGGUUCGAUCUUUUUCCUCUCUUGCAUGUUGAGUGUGGCGGAAUCCGGUUAAGGUUGUAUUCGCUCCUUGUCUUCUCCAUACGGAUCUGAUCGAGAUCUGGUCCUUGCAUAAAGCUUCUUUAAUGGCGUUCUCAAAUCAUCUAUCCGACGUCGCAGCAACUGGUUUAUUGUUAUGGAACUCAACUUGUUCUGUCUUGCUGGUUCUUGAAGCUUGGUUCUUUUCAAUGGUUGGGCUAGGAGGUUUCAGUAAUUGUGGUCUAGCUGUGACGUGGCUUCCUCGACUUACGUGUAUUAAGGAUCUUGUCCAAGUUUGCAUGUAGAAUUGAUCUAAGUCUUUUUGUUGGUUUCAAUCAGUUCGGUUCUGUGUUA
Brassica napus (rape) is the source of this 3758-nucleotide messenger RNA. RefSeq names its product auxin-induced protein 15A-like. The transcript has a single exon. Bases 906 to 1202 code for a protein of 98 amino acids. Lineage: Eukaryota; Viridiplantae; Streptophyta; Magnoliopsida; Brassicales; Brassicaceae. The record is from RefSeq and is a predicted model, not a curated record. Gene Ontology annotation, biological process: response to auxin.